AGAAGGCAAAAAACCCUCGCAGAACAUGUGAAGGCGUGGUUGGGCCAGGCGCCCCCAGAAAACCCAAAUUUCAGCCCACGCAAAACCAAAACCAGGCGAGCGAGGCAGCGAGCGAGCCCCCUCCACCCACCCGUGCGCCACGGCCGCAGUGACAGAGCCGAGCGAGACGAGACCCAGACCGAGCGAGCGAGCAGGCGGGCGGCGCGGCGAUGGUGUCGGACUCGGAGCUGGUGGAGCGGCUGCGGGAGGUGCUGCGGUCGUCCGACCUCAACACCACCACCACCGCCAUCCUGCGCCGCCGCCUCGAGGAGGACUUCGGCGUCGACCUCUCCGACAAGAAGCUCUUCAUCCGCGAGCAGGUCGACCUCCUCCUCUCCGAGGUCGCCGGCAAGGCCGAGCAGGAGGAGGCGGAGGUGCCCAAGGAGGAGGAGCCCGAGACCGGGGCGGAGGCAGCGGGUGGAGAGCCAGGGGGCGCUGAAGGGGAGGGGGAAGAAGAGGAGGAGGAAGAGGAAGAGGAGGAGGAGGAGGAGGAGGAGGAAGACAGUAGCGGCAGCCGGAAGAAGCGGCGAUCAGAUGGAGCCAAUACUGAUGGCAAGAGAAAAGGUGGUGGCUUCACCAAAUUAUGUAGCAUUUCCCCAACGCUUCAAGAGUUUGUUGGUGCCUCUGAGUUAGCUAGGACAGAGGUAGUCAAGAAGCUUUGGGCAUAUAUCCGAGAAAAUAACUUGCAAGACCCAAGCAAUAAGAGGAAGAUUCUGUGUGAUGAGAGAUUGAAGAAGAUCUUCAAUGUCAACUCCAUCGAUAUGUUCCAAAUGAAUAAAGCAUUGACGAAACACAUAUGGCCAUUGAAUUCUGAUGGUCCUGUGACCUCUGCCUCACCUGAGAGAUCAACACCCAAAGAGAAGCCUCAAAAGAGAGAAAGAAAUGAAGGGAAGAAGCAAAAAGGUGGUUCUUCUGGGUCUGGAUCUGGUUUUCUUGUGCCCCUUCAACUUUCGGAUGAUUUAGUGAAAUUCAUUGGCACUGGUGAGAGUAUGCUUUCGCGAUCUGAUGUUGUGAAAAGAAUGUGGGACUAUAUAAAAGAGAAUAAAUUACAGGAUCCUUCUGACCGGAGGAAAAUAAUAUGUGACGAGAAGCUGAAGGAUCUAUUGCAAGUUGAAUCAUUCAAUGGCUUUACUGUUUCGAAGCUGCUUGCUCCCCAUUUCACCAAGACAAAGUAGUGACUUGCACCAUCCAGAUCUGCCAAACCCAGAAGGAUGGGUAAUUUUGUUUUGCAGAAUGUGUAACAUGAAACUGUUAGGGAACUAUGUGAGAAAUGUGGAAUUUUAACUUGUGGGUGGGAUCUCCUUCCGAAAUCAACAGUAGGUUCCUAAAAAUCUAAUGAAGUUUGCAUCUGUUGACUAACCAUUUCGCUCUCCCAAAAAGAUUGUAGGGACAUAAAAAUUACGCUUUA
Molecule: messenger RNA, 1447 nt
Organism: Oryza sativa Japonica Group (Japanese rice)
Lineage: Eukaryota; Viridiplantae; Streptophyta; Magnoliopsida; Poales; Poaceae
Product: upstream activation factor subunit spp27
Cellular component (GO): nucleus
Source: RefSeq, a predicted model, not a curated record